Molecule: messenger RNA, 1443 nt
Organism: Candidozyma duobushaemuli
Lineage: Eukaryota; Fungi; Ascomycota; Pichiomycetes; Serinales; Metschnikowiaceae
Exons: 4
Coding region: 1-1443 (480 amino acids)
Source: RefSeq, a predicted model, not a curated record
AUGUCUGACAACCCAUAUCUCGCCGAAAAAAGUGUCAUGGAUACAAAGGAUAUUCCAGAAAGUAUCGAGGAGCCAGAAAAGAACGACAUCAUACCCAAUUGCAUCACUUGGUUUGCUAUAUCAUCAAUAGCUGUGUUGCUGAAGAUCUGGAAUAAAGAUACCGAUGGAUGGAUUCAAGUCAUGAAGGCAUCCGUUCGCUUUUUUGAAUCUGCGAAGAAAGGUUCUCCAGGUUCAGCAGCAUCCGUCAUUCCCCUGUACUGGCCGUAUGGGAAAACAACAUACUCGCUCUAUAGCUCGGGCUUGUGCAGGGAGGUAGAGGGAUUGGAGAGAGUCUGUUACGAAGGGGCUUCUCCGUUUUACGAUUUUGUAAAGGAUAUGGGGUUCUUGACUGCGCAGCAUCUUGGAGUAGAAGAUGUGGAGAGCUUCCAGCAACAUUGGCUGAACCGCUUGAAGGAUCUCGUGGAAGAUGCAUUCACAGAGCAAGAAAGAAUAAAGAUUCAAAAUGAGGUCUUCGGAGAAAAUAAAGCGGAAGACUAUAUGAUGAAGAUAUUGAGGCGCCAUUUAAAGCACACAGGUUACGGGAGAGCAUGGAAGAUCCAGUUGGGUCUUUUCAUUGUCUCAGUCAUUGUCGAUAUCAUGAUGACAGCAGCGUUUUUGGCUGAUGUUGACGAGGAAUCUCUUUUGCUCAACCUACCCUCGAUUGUGGGUAUUAUUGUCCACUUGACCAGUGACGAGGACAACUCGAUCGAAAUGAGGUCCUUUCUUUCAAGCCCGAACAAGCCAACCGAAACCCCACACUUCAAGCCAAAAUUCAGUAUCUCCAAAGUCUUGAUCACAUUUGUGAUGAUAAGUUGGUACCUGCUAAAUCUUGUCAUAUUCAGCAACUUUUUUCUCGGAACACUGGCCCCAAUUGCGCUUCAGAAGAUCUCGAAUAGUGAUUCCAAUGGAUGGAUCAAUGUGAUGCAAAACGCAAUCAAUGCUUUUGAAAAUGUCAAGGAAGGAUCCACAGGUGAUGCUGCUUCCAUGCUAUCUCUGCGAUGGCCCCACGGAAAAACUACAUACUACUUCUACUUUUCCAACUUGUGCCGUGAAACAGAGGAAACCGAGAAGAUUUGUUUCCUGAAGGACCUCCCUUUUGUUGCUUUCUUGAGGGAUUUGGGCUCUUUGGUUGCACAGAUCCUGGAUGUGGAUGAUGUGGAGGGUUUCGUGGAAACCUGGACUGUCGGGUUCAAGAACCUGCUUGUAGAAGCUUUAACCGAGGUGGAGAGGGAGACACUUCACGAACAGAUAUUUGGAGAGAAAAGAAAAGAAUUUGACUCGCUGAGCGUGAAUGUCAUCAAAGGGUUGAAGUUUCAUUUGGAUCUUCUAUCCUUUGGUGUGGUACUUCUUCGUGCUGUUUGUGACGAGAGAUCAGUGACCGCUGUAUCUUCCGCCGUGCUUUGA